Molecule: messenger RNA, 6578 nt
Organism: Papilio machaon (common yellow swallowtail)
Lineage: Eukaryota; Metazoa; Arthropoda; Insecta; Lepidoptera; Papilionidae
Exons: 36
Coding region: 19-6534 (2171 amino acids)
Molecular function (GO): protein binding
Source: RefSeq, a predicted model, not a curated record
GCUCGUACGCUUGAUAUUAUGCCUUUCGAAAAGAGAUCAGGUGGAGCAAGCGGGUUAGGGGUGUCAGUUUCCACACAGGCGGACAUAGCUCACUCAGCGAAGGGCUACGAGUCGGAGGAUGAGAACGCGGGCAGGAAGCGGCAGCGGGCCAGCGACGACCGCCCGCCCAGCAAGACAAACAUGUACUCCAAACAGGAGUUCCGGGAGCAGUACUGCAUCAACAACAAACAACUGGAUCUGCUGGAACUGGAGAAAUCAAAGAAGGACAGAUUCCUCGGCUGCCUCUCGCAAUACCACAUCGAGAGUCCAUGCUCACGAGCCAAUAGAGCAUCAUUUCUAUCCGUCUGUGUCCGUCGUCGAGUGCCCUCGGAUGAGAAUCUCAACACCGAUUAUGCACCCAUACAGCGGUAUCCCAGAUUUGGCCAGCCAUCUCCCGCACCGGCCGAGCUGUGCGCACACGACUCCGAACUGGAGUGCUCGUACUUCCGUCGGCGGCCGCGCUCCGUGUGCAGCCAGCCUGACCCCAAACGCUACACCUGGAUGCCAGAGGAUGAAGACUUCACCCGGAUGGAGUGGCCACAAUCGGUAAUAGAAGAUAACGCGGGUUGGCCGCAAAAUUAUAAUGUCGACCAAAUCGCGUCAGUAAGCCGAGGGGGUUCUUUACCUAGACCCCCUACAAUUAUACCUUGCCCCGCGCACACCCCUAUACCGCCUCCGCCUCCACCGCCACCCCUCACUAUACCUCCGCACAGAACUAAACAUGUAUCCUUCGCCCGAUCUCACACUCUGACUACCUUCGAUGACUCCGUGAUGCCUGCAGCUGUAAGUGGGGGGCGCUACAGACGCGACUGCGAGCGCCUUAUUGAUGGCAGAACUGUAAAGCCGGAAUCAAAGCCGUACGCAGCUUUGCCUGUCAUAUUCCAACCGUUCGCACCGUAUCCGCAAUAUAUAGCUGCUCAGAACGCACCCGCAAUGCACUACCCGCCUCCUAUGGGUCCCAUGCCAACACAUCCGAUAGUACCACCGCAACGACCACAACAGGAGCAACCUAAAGUUGUUGUUUUAGAUUCCAUAAAAAAGGGAGUUAUGCGAACGCAAGCUACUCAAACUGAAGUCUGCCUAGGAAGAAAACCACUGCCUCCAAAUUAUCUAUCAUUAAGUCCCAGAACUAUCAAAAGAGUUAAGAUGGUGGCAGCUGGCGUUCAAACUAAUGGCUACACGGUUGGUGUAAGAAGACUAACGAAAUCUUUUUCUGAAGUUGGUGGUGAUCGCUUAUUAGGUCGUGAAACACAAAAUGAGAUCAAUGCCACGCUUGAAAGCUUUAUAAAUCACGAUCAUGAAAAACUCCAUAGAACUCAGUCUGAAGAGCCACCUAGAUCACCAAGAUCGCCUACUUCAGUCACGCCAUCUUCACCACUUUUGCAAAGAGGAGAUUCUGACGACGUGACUUCCGCAUCCAUUAAAUCUGUAGCUUCUUCACAAGUAGAUAAAUCUUCAGAGUUGAGCGCUCUUCAACGACAAGCUCAAGAGUAUUUCCAACAAAACUUCCAAUUUAUUCAUGAAAGUGAUCGUGACGAUACGAUCGAUGACGAUAUUGAUAAUAUAGAGAAGAGCAUGGCUCUUAAUCGUCGUAAUUUAGAAUAUUUGCAACAAGAAAUAGCUAAACAAACAAAAGCGGAACGUUCUUUAAAAUCAAUUUUGUCUAAAAGUACGAGUGAUGCAUCACAAAAGACAAUGACUACAUCUCAUCCACUGUCAAAAACUUCAACGUUUCAAUCGGAACCUUCUACUGAAACGUCCGCUACAACGACAGAUGACAGCGAAAAGAACGAAAAGGAAAUAAUAAUAGACUUCGAACCACGACCUGAUGAUGAAGCGAUACCAUUUACAACUUUACGAAGGAAAAACAAAAGGAUGUUACAAAAAACAAUGUCUGAAGGAGAAAUCUUGCUGGACGUAAGGAAAAAUGAAAUUAAUUCCAGUAGUGAAGGCAUCAAGGACGCUCCGAUAAUCAUGUCUACUAGCCAAGAAAAUAUGACCAGGGAGGAUCGUGAAAGGGAUGCUAUGUAUAAACAAUACAUUGGACAAAACUAUAAUCAAACACCAAUCAAAGAUGAGGGUAUUUUCGCUUUUGAACCUGAUGGUUCCUUCAGUUCUUCUGACGGGAAUGCACCUUAUGAAGAUUUUCAUGAAAAAUAUAUUAGUUACAAGCAUGAACCAUUUAGAAUUCGAAGCGUUAGUUUUGAGGAGCAAACAGACACAAUCAUCAGAGAUGAAAUGCCUUCACCCAGCACCGCUAAAUCGAGUCCCGGAUCUCCAGAUCCAGUUCAUAUUGACAAUGAGUUAGAACAAAAAACCAAACGCGCAGUUAUUACAAACAAGGUUACAACAAUCCUCGCGCCGUUAGAAUCAACAUCACCGUGCGCUUCGAAUGAGUCACUUACUAUUGACCAUAGCAGGGACCACUCAGAUGGCUUGUGGAAUGAAUCACAAACGACCGUAUUGCAAGUGGACUCCGGAACAGAUAAUGGGACCGUGAUAAGCUCAUCAGACCUUAGUUCUUUAGCUGCAUCGCCCGGUGCUCUGGCAUUAUUAACUCCAACAUCAAGAAGAAAACAACUGUUACUAUUACAGCACCAACAACGAUCGUCGUUGGAUACGGAUGCUUUAGACGAAGAAUUCGAUGCUUCACAGAGCCAGUCACCUACAUCCCCGCGAACGAAGUUAGAUGCAAGCAGUAUUAACUCUACACAACAAAUGAGGGUAUCAUUAUCGCCGCCAGCGGUAGUUCCCAAUGUUAUGUUACCAAUUACAAAACAGCCAAUGCUAUCUAAAACACCAUCACCAACGGGACUGCCUAAACCAAGUCAUACUCCAGCAAUUGCUAUUACACAUCCUAGUCUCGAUCUAUCUGAUGUACCGUUUAAAAGGACACCUAGCUUUAUUAACAAAAAGAGAGAAAGAGCUUUAAGCCCAUCACGACGAAGGGAUCUUCAAAAAAAAGCUCAGCAAAAAGAACCAAAUGGAUCAAUACCAAAACAAAUUAUGGAGUCACCGUCAGAACCUAUAUUAACGAAAACUGGAAGUAGUGAAACAAGUUUAGCUAGAACAGAUUCAGGUAGACUAAAUACAACUGAUUUAUCUGAAAGCACGACGACAACAGAAGAUUACGUUACCGCGAAUUCUGAUAGUUCAAAGAAAAGCAACAGCAAAAACCAAAACAGCCAUCCUGAAAAUAACAAAACGCAAGAAGGCUCCUCUUUUGAAAGUGCUUCUAGUCUGUAUUCAUCUACAAAAACUGAUAACGUUGCCGAAGAUUUAAUUGUUCCUAGUUUUUCACCACCACUACAAAUAAGUGAUGACUUUAUAGUUCCCGAUCUAUCAUCUCCUCCGUUGACUCUGACUGAUAAGAUAUCUAAACCUAGCGUAGAAAGAUUUGAAGUUAAAGCUGAUAUCAAUCAUACGGCUCCACCUAUUAGGAGAGAAAAGACUGAAAUAAUUAAAUCUAAAGAAGAAUUAUCAAAAGCUAGCACAACUACUCGUGGUACUGUUAGUGGUAAAAGUAGUUCUAGCGGUAGCUAUAGCAUAGGAGGGUCAAAUCCAAAUGUUACUGAAAGUGUUGAAAAUAAAAUUGCAAAUGAAAAAACUAAGAAACUUCAUGACGUGACCGAAACAAAGGAAGUACUAAAACCGAAGGAAGAUCAGAAAAACAAACAGGAUCAAAGAGAACAACUUGUACCGAAAAUGACGGGUUCUUUAUCCGAUGAUGAACGUAGUGCACAUUAUUCUUCGUCGGGUUAUUAUGAGAGUCCAGUGGAAGAUGAAGACGAUGGAGGAUUAACAUACAAGCAUUCGCAAAAAUAUAGGUCAAAUAAUCGCCAGAAGUCUUGGUUAACCGAUGACAAAAAAAGAAAAAAGAGAGCAUUCACUUUGGAAUUUUCCAAAUCCUGCGAUGACUCCAUAUCAACUUCUCAGGAUGAUUGGGGCAGAAAGGAUAAAGACAUUGAGUUUAAUUCUCGCUCUGAAAGAAACGCACAUAAACCGCCUAUUAGUAAAUCGCCUUUAGAAGAAAAAGGUUUAGAAUUCAGAAAGAAAAAAACUCAGUUCUUAGAAAAAAAUAAAACCUUGCAGUCAUCUCCCAAGGAACCUAUUGAUAUUGAUAAAGGACUCAAAGAAAAAACAAUGAAAGACAAAGAAACCGAAAGUAGGCGUCCUGUGGAAAGGGAGAGAUAUGUUAAAAGGACGAAACUUAAAGCUAAAAGUCCAACUCAAAACAAAAAUAUUGAUGGAAUUCACGGACACAGACCACAACAUUAUGAUAGAAGAGAAGUACUAGGGUCUAAUAUGAAGCUUCAUCUUAACAUUCCAACUUCUGACGACUCUAGUGAGCAGUACAGGAAAGAUGGAAUUGGCAACGGAAAUAUAUCUCCUCGCAAACACAGACGAUUACGCGAUAGUCCAAGAAGAAAGAAUGGACCUAAUUCGAUUUUAGCAAAAUCGCCUACAUCUGGAAAUAGUCAUGUUUACAGGCCCAGGAGGAAAAGUGGCUCAAAUGAAAGCAUAUCUCUGCCCGGUAGUUUACCCAGAAGAAAACAGUCCAUCCCAACAAUACCUUGCGUGAGUUCACUGGAAGCUGAGGAUAUAGAAACUACUCGGACUCUUGCGAAUGCUGGGUCAAGACUGACGCCAUUGCGUUAUGUCAAAAGCCCAACAACAUCGCCUCGUCAUCACCGUAAACAAGACAAAGAAGGUAAAUUUGCGAAAGCGGCUUCUGCAGAAUCACUCCGAUCCGUUUCUCCAGGGUCAGAUUCAGUUUUUUAUUCAGAACAGACGGAGCACAGUGUUGUGGCUGCUGAUGGUGAAGCUAAAGCGCAUUGCUUACAUUGUGGCAAGGAAGUCCAUAUUGUAACUGCCACACAUGAUCACGACAGUCGAGCUUCCAGAACUUCUCAUACUGACGAAUCAUAUGCCGAUGCCACUCCUGAUAUAGUACCAGCACCUGCUGGUUUCGCUGACUCUCCUUCGUGCGUGCCAUCCAAAAAACCUGCAAGUGGAGCAAGGCUGUACAAAAAGCUCGACAAGAGAUAUCGGUCUGAAGACAAAUCCAGACAUCAUUAUCGACACAGACAAGACGUGCGCGCAAAGUCUGAAGAACGUGGUAAAGAAGAAUACGCGUCUACUGAAAAACCUCAAGAUUCACGUAUAGCACGCUCAGCUGGGAACAGCCUCGACAAGCUCGGCGGAUCCAAUGCCAGUGUAGAUCCAGAUGAGCACGAAGAAUGUUCAGGCAGCUCGGAGGGUGCCGAGAAUAGUCGUGAGGAGAAGGGUGUCUACGCAGCGCCAUGGUGGUGCGGCAACUGGAUUAUGCUGUCGGAAAAUGAUGAUCACUGGACUAGGAUACCGCCAGACUUAAUAGACACAACGGAUUCAUGUCAUGAAGACCCCACGGAGUCAGAAGUGGAGUUCAACAAGAGAUAUGUGGCGCUGACGCACAGGCUCGUCCACAGAAGAGCAUGCAUUGAACUCAACAGAAGGCAGGCGGACAAUUCAUUCGAGAGCGACAAAACGGUGGUGGUGAGACGUGGAAAUGAAGAGUUUGGUUUCCGGAUCCAUGGCAGCAAACCCGUGGUGGUGUCGGCAAUCGAGCCUGACACACCUGCCGAGACCUCAGGGUUGGAAGUCGGAGAUAUUGUCAUCGCAGUUAAUGGAAUUAACGUUUUGGACAAGACACAUUCAGAAGUAGUGAAAAUUGCCCACUCCGGUUCAGAAAUUUUGGAGCUAGAAGUGGCAAGAACUUGCGAUGUGGUGGCUUCACUGGCACAUGAGGGCGGCGCGGCACUGUACUCGGGCUACCUUUGGCGUGCAGCGCCACGGCCGCACCAACCACACCAACCCGCACCGCCGCCACGGUGGACCCGCCGCUGGUUCGUGCUGAAGAGAGACAACUGCUUGUAUUAUUAUAAAACUGAUUCGAGCAUCCAUCCAGUGGGAGCGUUGAUGUUGGUGAACUAUCAACUAACAGAGGAAGACGCAGGUCGGCCGUUUGGUUUUCGCUUGCAGCGUGGCGGUGGCGCGCGAUUGCAACUAGCUGCCGACACUGCUGAGGCGUCCGCUAGAUGGCGCGCGGUGCUGGCACACGCUAUCGACGCUAGCAAUCAGCGGGAUGGUUGGCUAGAAGUUACUAUGAGGAACAUGAAACUUCCUCCAUCAUCAAUUCUACGUCCAGAUUGCUUCGGAUACUUGAUGAAACUCGGCUCCAAAUGGAAAUCGUGGGCAAAACGAUACUGCGUGUUGAAGGACGCUUGUCUAUACUUCUAUAAUGACGGCAAUAGUAAAAGUGCUUUCGGUAUGGCAUGUCUACACGGGUAUAGGGUUCAGAGCUGCGCUACGGGCGGUAAGAAGUAUGCCUUCGAAGUGAUGCCAACGGAGACGAAGCAGCGGCACUUCUACUUCCACACCGAGUCGGAGAUGGAUAGGAAACGAUGGAUGGCAGCUUUGGAGUAUUCAAUAGAUAGAUGGAUGAAAGCCGGUUGACGACGCACUAUAAUUUCCGAAGACUCAUUCGAUAUUGUAUAAUU